AUGGAUUUUAAUUCAAUUAAUUAUAUGACUACAGAUAAUGUGAUAAAUAAUGUCGGUGAAACAACUGAUCUGAGUUUAAUGGGCCAUGGCAUUAAACGACUUGACAAAAUACCCUUACGUAAAACUUUAUUAUCAGUUGAUUUACAUUCGAAUCAAAUAGAGAAAAUAAGUAGUUUAACAGCAUUAAACAAUUUAAUACAUCUCGAUUUAUCGUCAAACAACAUUCAACGUAUACAGAAUUUAGAAUGCUUAGUUUCAUUAAAUACAUUAAAUUUGGCAUCAAAUAAAAUAUGCGUUGUUGAAGGUUUAUUUUCACUAAAAAAAUUAACAUGGUUAAAUUUAUCCUACAACAAUAUCGAAUAUUUACAGGGAUUUCAAGAUCUAUGGGGACCACAAUACAAUCUGUCAAUAUUACAAAUGCAUGGAAAUCAAAUUGAUUCGUUAGACGAGAUAACAAAGAAUCUAAGCGGUUUGAGUCAUUUACACCACAUUACAUUUCGUGAAAAUCCCGUUGAAAACUAUGAUGUUUACAGAUUAACAAUUUUCAAUUGUAUUCGUACGCUAUUAAGUUUGGAUGGAAUGGAUCAACAUGGAAAAAAGGAUUUCAAUAGCCAAGGUCUGCCUGGAAUUGAACAAUAUAUGGGCUUAAUGAAAUCAAAUUUGGAGGAGAAUAGAUACCGUUUGCAGGACGUUAAUGAUUCUCUGACAGAAGAAUAUCCUCAAAUUGCUGCAGCUCUCAAUAUGCUUCGACAUCAUAAAACAAAUGAAUCAAGUUCAAUAUCGGACAUUCACUCAAGUAUGGAUAAGGAAAAUGGUUCAAUUUUGGAGGGUGAUACAGUUCCACGAUCAAAAACAGAUAAUGAUGCGAAUGCCAGUUUUACAUCACAAACGCAUCACAUUUCUGCUCAACCACGUCAUGCUACAAAUGAAAAACUAAUAGUACGUUCACCAUCUACAGAUAGUGAAUCGGACCAUCACACAGCAAACCCACACCGUUCUAAACAGAGAAUAACUAUAAAAAGUACAUCGCAACGACGACAUCAACCAACAAGUACUCAGUCAAUACUUUUUAACGAAUCCACCAAAAAACCAUCAAGAAAUCAGUAUUUAACAGUAGAAGAUCGAAUAAUUCCGUCAACAUAUAAUCGUUCGAAAAAAAGUGAUACUACGAGUCUAUUUCGGAUUAGUAAUGGUGGCGGAGACAACAACGAACGAAAUCAACGUGAACAAAACUGCGAUGAAUAUUGUCGAAAAAUAGGUUAUGAUGAGUCAAGAGAAAUUUAUAUGACAACCUUGCGAGAUUUGGAUUCUGAACGCGAUAAACGUUGGCGUGCUGAACAAGAAAUCAAACGGCUAAACGGUUUGAUUAAUGAAUGGAAAAAACGAGCUAGUGAUGGACAUAAUAAUAAAAAUAUGUUACAAGAAUUAUCAGAAAAACACAAACAACGGUUAAUGGAUGAAAGCGCAAAAUUUCAAGAUUUAACAGAAAUAUUAGAUAAUUAUAAGACUCGUUUAAGAGACACGGAAAAACAAUUGACAUCGUACAAAGAAGCACAAGAAACAAAUUUACGUUUAAUAAAAACUUUAGAAAGUAGUCAGGGUCAAUUAGAAAGUGAAAAAAAUGAAUCCCGAUUUAAUGAGAGUGAAAGAGGACGUAAUCUCGAACGACGAUGUGGUAUUUUGCAAUGUGAAAAUGAAAUGUUACAACAAAAUUUAAAAACAAUGAAAACUCAACUGAGAGAUUUACAAGAAGUGUGUGCAACACGUGAAACACAACACAAACAAGAAAUUGAAAAAACACGUAUUGAUAUGCAAUCACCUGAAGUUCAACAAUAUUUGAAACAAGAAAUUCAACGUUGUGAAGAUAUUCUUCGUACCGAGUCAGCACAUCAACAAGAAAAAAUGCAAUCACUUGCUGUAGAAUACAGAAAAUUGGAAGAUGAAUUUCGUCUUGCAUUAAAAAUCGAAGAAAAACGAUAUGAGGAUUUACAUAAUACAAAUGAAGUACUGAGAAAAGAAAAUGAUGUACUACAAAAUGCAUUAAAAAGUUCAAAGCAACGAGAAGAAUCAGAUCGCAAAAUAGAAAAUGAUUUAAUGGCUUUAGUUCGUGAACAGAAGGAACGCUUACAAGAACGUACUGAAGUGAACGAUGUUGUGAUUCAACAAAAUAAACAUUUGACAACUAAAUUUGAAAAUGCUGUUAAAGAAUUGAAAAAAAUACGUGAACAAGUGUUAACCAUGCAAAAAGAUCAUAGAGAAAUAGAGACACGUCUUGUGGCACAAGAAUCUGUUCUAAAUGGUUUACGUGAAGAAAAGAAAUUAUGGAGUCAUGAAUUAGCUCAACAACGUAACAUAACUCGUGCAUCACUAGCUCAAGAUCACGGUCGUCUACAUGCAACAAUUCAAACAUUACAGAGUGAAAUAAACUUGUUAAAAAUACAAUUAGACAAAGAAAUUGAUGCUGGUAGAAUAAAACACUUGAUAGUUGAAGAUCAAACAGAUACGAUAAAAAAGUUAAAAGAUGAAUUACUUGAUCGAGAUGAUACAAUUAAAAAAAUAUGUGAACAACAAAUGGAUAGACAAAAGGAACUUGAACAACAGCUGAACAAUGAACAAGCACGUAAUCAGGAUUUGCAGGAAAAAUAUGCGAAAGCAUGUGAAAAACGAGACGCAAUAAAACACGAUAUGCACAAUCUUCAACAACAAUUGGACAAAGCAAAAGCGGAUUAUAACGCUCUUAAUCGAAAAUGGAAAGAAAAAUCAGAUGUAAUCACAGAAUUGGAUAAUAAAAUUCGUAAAGCAUCUGAAUCGUAUCAAAUAAAUGAAAAAAAAUUAAUUGAAGAAAAAACAACAUUAAUUGAAAUGAAUAAAAAUCUUGAAGACAAACUUCGACAACAAGAUGUCGAUUUUCGUACACAAUAUGAAUCGAUUGAGCAUGACCAUAGACAAGCAAUAAGUCAGAUACAAAAGACUUAUGAUGAAAAAUUACAGCAGACACAAUUUCGAGUGAUUGAAGUUGAAGAAGAAAUGCGUGUAUUAUUACUCGAGACAGAACGUCGUAAAAAAACAUUCGAAGAUCGGGUUAAACAAUUGAAUAGUGUUAUGUAUGAUUUUCAAAAUUUUCAACAGUCACUCUAA
Messenger RNA from Didymodactylos carnosus, 3138 nucleotides. Lineage: Eukaryota; Metazoa; Rotifera; Eurotatoria; Philodinida; Philodinidae. The record is from the annotation of a GenBank genome assembly.